This is a messenger RNA of Selaginella moellendorffii, 1611 nucleotides long. RefSeq lists its product as uncharacterized. The transcript is spliced from 12 exons. Bases 81 to 1421 code for a protein of 446 amino acids. Lineage: Eukaryota; Viridiplantae; Streptophyta; Lycopodiopsida; Selaginellales; Selaginellaceae. The record is from RefSeq and is a predicted model, not a curated record.
CGGCUGGUUAACAACAUCGAAUUACUCAAAUCCUUCUUAAAAAGAGAGGGCAGGGCAAUGGAUGAGUGAGCUGGAGCGCUAUGGCGGCCACUGCUGCUGCCCUCGUCUGCAUUGGUGGUGCCGCUGUCUGCUGUGGAAGCCGAAUUGCAGCAGUGAAGAAGUGCUACUGCUACAGCAGCAGCAGCAGCAACAGCAACGGCAGCCGGGGUCAGCACAGGGCGACAGUUUGGUGCUGCAAUGCGGCUGCGGCAGCCAACAAUUCGGACUCGCGGCCUGAUGUGUGGAAGAGCGGGAAUGGGUUUCACCCUCUGGAAGAACUCUCGAGUCGGGAGAAAGAGCAGCUGGAGAGAGUGCGUACGAGCAAGCUCAACGACGGGGAGAUUGCACGCACAAUUGCCGAGGUUAACAGCAACGCGAUUCUUUUAGCUCCCGCCUUGUCUCAAAGCAAUGCCGUGUACGGCACCGAAGUUAUGUUCGUUGUGGACGAGCACGGAGAUAUCUACUUUGAACUAGCGGAUGACAAUGAUGUUUUACACAACUUGGCCGUGAAUCCCCAGUGCUCGUUUAUAAUCGGCUUUGGCGAACUCAACGAGCUGCUGACGACCGAGUUGCUGCCUACUUAUGAGAACCAUCUGGCAGACGAUCCUGCUACACUGCAGGUGGAUGUGGAGGCUUUUGUUGAGGACGAUAGUAGCCAAGACGAGAUUAGUAGCCAAGACGGUGACAUUUCGGAAUCUGAGGAUGUUUCGGACACCUGCGACAUGCCCCUCGGUGUGCAUCCUAUGGUGUUUGCAUCUAAGCUUGCCAAGGUUACAUCUCUGGACCCCGUUUCCGGGAUCUUCAAGCCGUCGAUGCGGCUGGCCAUGACAGGGGUGGUGAGCAGUGUGACCGAGGAGGAAGCAGCUUCUGCUCGUAAAAUGUGGGAGGAGCGGUUCCUUUGGGAAGAUGAUGACGAGAGCAGCGGAGACGAAGAAGAAACACAAGAGGCUUCAUCAUCCGAGAGCGAAGAAGAAGAGUGGUCAGACAGCAGCGAGUCUGAAACAUCGCUGUACAAGUUUCAGAUUCAAAGCAUUCAACUUGCAUCUGAUAUUGGAGCUCACGCCUCGGUGGAUGUCAAGGAGUUCAGAUACUCUGAGGCGGAUGUCUUGGCUCAUGCAGCCCCGGACAUAAUCAAGCGUUUAAACUCGGGUGGAAAGAAAGUGAAACGCGCCCUCAAGAGCCUGUGUCAUAGGGAGCACGGUGUAGAUUUUGAGGAGGUGGUGGUGAUCGGAGUGGACAGCCUCGGAGUGGACGUGAGAGCAUGCCGCGGCAUCGAACUGAAAACCAUGCGUUUCGCGUUUGCUAGACGAGCCAGAUGCAUCGACACUGCACAGCUCUUGCUACACCAGCUCCUGUACCCUCGCAGUCGGCACAAGAAGUGAUUGGGAUGGAAAAAUGGGAAAGAAACAAUACCCAAGAAUACAAUUUGUCACUCGUCAGCCAUCCUAGCCAGCCUCGCCAGCGUGUUCCUGGCCAUCCUGUUGGAGGGGUCUCUCUGCAAAGCCUCUCGCAGAUCUUGCACGCACAGCUUGUAUUUCUCCAUGCUCUCGUACAGGAAAGCCCGUUGCAAGA